This is a messenger RNA of Zerene cesonia (dogface butterfly), 1155 nucleotides long. RefSeq names its product zinc finger protein SNAI1-like. The record is from RefSeq and is a predicted model, not a curated record. Lineage: Eukaryota; Metazoa; Arthropoda; Insecta; Lepidoptera; Pieridae. Bases 1 to 1155 code for a protein of 384 amino acids. Gene Ontology annotation, molecular function: DNA-binding transcription factor activity, RNA polymerase II-specific; RNA polymerase II transcription regulatory region sequence-specific DNA binding. The transcript has 5 exons. Gene Ontology annotation, biological process: regulation of transcription by RNA polymerase II. Gene Ontology annotation, cellular component: nucleus.
AUGCCUAAGUGUUUUGUAAACUCUGUUCGUCCGUUAAUGGAAUUUUUCAUUCAUGAAACAGAUGAAAUAAGAUCGGCACGGGGGCCAAAAAUGUCAUUAAAGAAACAGAAAACUCUCUUAAAGGCGAACGAAACGAUUUAUCAUGAUAAAGUGCCUAUAUCUACGCGAUUCUAUCUCCAGUUAUUGAAGAAAAGUCAAUUCUUACCACAGUUUACUGAUAACGAAAGUUACGAUUACGCGUCGGAAAGUGAAAAAGCCGUAAAUUCACCGGAACUUGGCAAAAAAAGUUCGAAUCAAAAACGGGAAGUUGAUAAAUCUACGUAUAAUCUAAGAUCUAACGAAUCGAAAACAGAACGGAAGGUUUUUAGUGAAAAAAAGCGUAGACGAAGGAAAAGGAACGAACCAACCGUAGCUACAGCCCCUGCUCCGCCUGAGACAAAGCAGACCGAAAAAAAAGUUAACAAAGAACCAUUGGCGCCUAUUAUAGAGGAAAUAAAAAGUAGAGAACCGUUCAAGAGUGCAUUCAAAGGUGGAUCUGAAAUUGAUAAAAUUGCUGAAAAAUUAAAAAGCCUGGUUCGCAACAAUGCGGAAGAAAAACUUAAUAAAGAACUUCUGUACUGUAGGGAGUCUUUCGAUGUGGAGAACCUUAUGGCAACCAUCGAAAAAGAUAAAGAAUUUGAUGCUAUAAAAGAUAAUGAAGAACGUCGUCGGCCAUCCCACGUUUGUUCUUACUGUGGGAAAAGCUUUGAUCGCCCUUGGGUGCUAAAGGGACACUUGCGACUGCAUACUGGCGAACGACCCUUUCCUUGUCCUUACCCGCAUUGUGGGAGGACGUUUGCUGAUCGUUCCAACCUCCGAGCACACCAGCGCACUCGGGGCCACCACUCGUGGCAGUGGCGGUGCCAAGUCUGCGGCAAGGCUUUCAGCCAGAAUCGCUACCUCGAGAGGCAUAGAGCUGACGCGUGCAAGAAGUAUAAAAUGAACACCCGUCAAGCCCACGCUAACUGUCAUUCAAAUAAAUCAGAUGUGGUCCCUCUUUACGGGAUGAUUUGUAACAGAAAUAUGUUACCAAAGCCCGCUAUAGAGGUCGCUAAGAGCGAUUGGAAUGAAGAGCCCAUAGACUUGUCUAUGGGUAAGAGGAAAGAAGAAGUUUAG